CAAAAAAACUGGUAUAAAAUACACUGCAAGUUACAGAAAAAAAUAUAUUUCGUCUCAAACGCAAUUGAAUUGUACAUUAAGUUCAGACAUUAAGAAGAGACACCAUGUCAAAAUUGACAGUACUCUGUUUACUGGGAGCAGUAUGUUUCGCUCUUGCCGACGACGACGACGAUGACUGUCGCAAACCCUGCCCAAGAAACUACAGCCCGGUGUGCGGAAGUGACGGCAAGACCUACAGCAACCUGUGUGAGCUACUGAACGCCAACUGCGACAGGGAGAAGGGCAGGAAGAUCACAGCGGUCUUCAAUGGGGAGUGUAUCAAGAGAUGCUACAGCGGUGAGGUCAAGCGAGAGUGCCCAGUCAGCGCCUGCUACCUGCUGCUCAACCCCAUCUGUGGCAGCGACGGCAAGACGUACGACAACGACUGCGUGUUGGACGGUGCCAACUGUGGACUGCCGGACGACCAGAAGAUCAAGCCCAAAUCUUGCGGGCCGUGUCCCACUACGUGUAGAAAACCCUGCACCUUCAUCUAUGCACCUGUGUGCGGCAGUGACGGCAAGACCUACGCCAGCCAGUGUGUCCUGGACAACGCGAACUGCGGGAGGGACAGGGACGAGCAGGUCACCGUGGCCUUCCCGGGGGACUGCAUCAAACGCUGUUACCCUGGCAACGAGGUCCGACCCUGCCCUAUAGUCGGCUGUAACAGGAUGCUGAGGCCCGUCUGUGGUAGCGAUGGUAGGACCUACAGCAACGAUUGUUUGUUGGACUCGGCCAACUGCGCCCUGCCUGAGGGUAGGAAGAUUGUACCCAGGUCGUGUGGGCCAUGUAAGAAAAGAGAUGACUAAACCAUAUCGUUGACCCUAUGUCCAUCUUUGAUUUUAUUUAAAACUUUACUUUUAUCUUCAUUGAUGGUAAAAAUAAAAAAAAAGUAAAAUGAACAUAGAUUAUACAUUGUUUCUGGUUUUUAUUCAUUUAUAUAUUUUUUGUUGCGUCUUUAAACAUAAACUUUCUUGUGGGCUGUGAUGACUAAAACAUAUAGAUGAGACUUGUCCAUCUUUGAUUUUAUUUAAAACUUUACUUUAUUUACAGCAUAGGUCAUUAAACAAAACAAAAAUGCUAUGUAAGAAUUA
Physella acuta is the source of this 1130-nucleotide messenger RNA. RefSeq names its product four-domain proteases inhibitor. The record is from RefSeq and is a predicted model, not a curated record. Gene Ontology annotation, cellular component: extracellular region. Gene Ontology annotation, molecular function: protein binding. Lineage: Eukaryota; Metazoa; Mollusca; Gastropoda; Physidae.